This is a messenger RNA of Amoebophrya sp. A120, 1795 nucleotides long. The record is from the annotation of a GenBank genome assembly. Lineage: Eukaryota; Dinophyceae; Syndiniales; Amoebophryaceae.
UGGUUUUUGCGCUAAUCCCUGCCCGUCAGAGUCAGAAACCACUCCUGUCACUUUUCUGGUAAGUUCAAGAGGACAGAAAAUGUAUCAGCAGCCAGCACAACCUCCAGCUCCGCAAGCGGCAUCGCUUCUCCGGCCGCCACGAAUUUCUUCCACAUCAUCCCGCAGCAACUCGCCUGCGAAGUUGCGUCUCCGCCAGACGCCCCCUCUACAACUACAUCCCGGCCACCAGUUGAGAACCGAUCAUGGUUUUCAGUUCUACCAAACGAGAGAGAACCUGCAACUCCAGCAGAAAAGCCGCGAAGCGCAAAUCGAUACUUGGCUGGAGCAAAAUUUACGGGAGCUGGAAAAGAACUUGAAGGAACAAAUCAAGCAGCUGUGGGAAUUGGCAGAGAAGCGGAAGGAGAACCAGGAAAAGGAAGUGGAGGAACAGCUGAGAAAGCAGUUUGACGAACUGGAUACAAUUUGCGAAGAAAAGAAACAGGAAUUACAGAAGGAUUUUGAAGAAAAAUCUGCGAAAGCUACCUCGACGUCCUCCGCGACAAUAAAUUAUGGAAGGUCUACCUCGCAGAACUUGAACUUCGGAGCCAGGAGCAUAACAGAUCAAAUCCUGGAGUUGCUGCACAAAAUUCUGACCGCUUCAAAUUUGAAAACCAUCACCGGGGCUGCGGUCGAUGACAUUGUCGACGGACUUUUCACGGUUUUUCAAAAAGAGGUGCAGAAAAUGAUAAAAGCAGGAAAUAACGAAGCAGGAGGUCGUGCUGCCAGUGCCAUCUUCUCUACUACCAAAACUCUGCGCGUCCAAGCGUUUAGAAAGUGCAUGGUCAAGUUUUUCACCGACAUUGUCACCAAAGCGAGAAGUGCAUCGAGAGCUUCUUCUGCACAGACUGCUAGUACAGCAGCAGCAGCACCAGCAGUGUCUUCCUCGCCAGCAUCGUCGAGAAAUAUUAACCACGUGCCGGCGAUGGCUGUAUCACAACAAGUCGAAGAUCACGACGAGCGAACACUUUUCUUCACCUUUGAGCGGCAUCUACAGCUAUUGCAGAAUGUUCUUGACCCGGUGACGGGGCUUCUGCGCAACCACGCCCUAUCCACGGAGGAAAUUUUGGAAUCGAUGAAACAGAAAAGCGGACGACAUCUAUCUGUUGGUACAAGUGCUGCGGUCGGCGGUGAUGCAGCUGCUCCUGGUUCCUCGUACUACAGCACACCACAGACAGCGGCAAUUUCCGGUGUACGACCACGUGGCGCAGCACCAGAAGAUAAUUUGUUUUCAACUGUCGACCAGUUUCGGUUUUUGUGGCUGCAAUUGCUGAAGGGAGUCUACCUGGACUUGAACGACCAACGGCUGCGAGAACUGACGCCUGUUGCUAGUGCGAAUGUGAUGAAUUAUGCAGAACCUGCUGCACCUGCCGCUCCGGGCACGACCCGAACUGGCGGGGAACAGACGACAAGUGCUGCCGGAGUAGAGUCCUCGUCGUCUUUUUUGCCAAAGGAUGUUGAGCCAGCAGUUGAUCAUGACGCAGCAGCAGGGGAAAAACUUUCUGCGAAUAAAGCGAGGGUGUCUUCUGUAAAACUUGAAGAACCGCUGCUGGAGAUCUUAGCAUCGUCGUCCACGCCUUCUGGUGCACAGCAUCAAGUACUAGAAGGCUCUAGUAGUACAACGAACGGAACAGUAGAAGGUUCUGCUGCUGUCGUGAAGAAACAAGACACGUCAGGAGCAACAUCAGGUUCUACUUCCUUCUCGCCUCAAAAAACGCAAACACUGGAGAUUGUGAAUGCGCAAGAUUCCAUCGACGUG